Neoarius graeffei (lesser salmon catfish) is the source of this 2195-nucleotide messenger RNA. RefSeq names its product Enah/Vasp-like b (gene evlb). Gene Ontology annotation, cellular component: cytoskeleton. The record is from RefSeq and is a predicted model, not a curated record. The transcript is spliced from 13 exons. Gene Ontology annotation, molecular function: profilin binding; actin binding; SH3 domain binding. Gene Ontology annotation, biological process: positive regulation of actin filament polymerization; actin polymerization or depolymerization; protein homotetramerization. Lineage: Eukaryota; Metazoa; Chordata; Actinopteri; Siluriformes; Ariidae. Bases 346 to 1524 code for a protein of 392 amino acids.
UCUGAAGCCGUUGUCUGUCCACACAGUGAUUCAUGUCCCUGCAGAGACAGCAGUGUGCAUGGGGAUUGAUGUGAAAUGGAAGUGAGCGAGAGGCUCAAGACGGUCGCAAGCACACACGAGAGCGUCGCGCGCUUCGGACGCGACACCAAGCGAGUCGUUCGUCGCGUUUUUUAUGUCGUCGCGACGGCUUCCUGCAGCAUCCGCACAUCCCCGGCACACUGCCUCACAGCCGGCGCGUUAGAAGGAUAAGAGACUUCAAUACAGAGUCGUGGGAAUAGAACCCAGGCAGAAAAGAGACCGGGAGGGAUUUUGCGCAGUCCUCCAUACGGAGGGAACAGGAGAAAGAUGAGUGAGCAGAGUAUUUGUCAAGCCCGUGCCUCUGUGAUGGUCUACGAUGACACCAGCAAGAAGUGGGUGCCCAUCAAACCAGGCCAACAAGGCUUCAGUCGCAUCAACAUCUACCACAACACUGCCAACAACACCUUCCGUGUGGUGGGAGUUAAACUGCAAGAUCAGCAGGUUGUCAUUAACUACUCUAUUGUAAAGGGGCUGAAGUAUAAUCAGGCCACUCCUACAUUUCACCAAUGGCGUGAUGCCAGGCAGGUGUAUGGACUCAACUUUGCCAGUAAGGAGGAGGCCACCACCUUCUCCAACGCCAUGCUGUUUGCCCUCAAUGUGCUCAGCAGCACCCAGGAUGGAGGUCCAGCAGUUCAGCGCCAGGUACAGAACGGCCCCACAGCAGAAGAACUGGAGGUGCAGAGAAGGCAGAUGGAGAUGCAGCAGCAGCAGCAGCAAAUGCAGGCACAUAUUGAGAGAGAGCGACGCUCAUCCAACUCAGGCUCCCCGUUUCAGGGACAUCCCGCAGUGCUCUCAGUGGCACCUCCAAGUAUAGUGCCACCCGUCAUGUCAAUUGGAGGCCCUUGUCCGCCUCCACCUCCUCCUCCUGCGCCUCCUGGGCCUCCACCUCCAAUGGCAGGAGCCCCGCCUCCUCCUCCACCUCCCUUGCCUCUGGGUGGAGGUGGGUAUGGAGGUCAUCAUCAUCAUCAUCACCACGAGGAUGCACACGCACCCACCGGCCUCGCCGCCAUGAUCGCUGGGGCCAAACUGCGCCGAGUGCAGAGGCCUGACGAGAGUUCAGGAGCCAAAAACGAUGCCAAUCGGACGAGCGGAGGGAGUGGGGGCCUGAUGGAGGAGAUGAAUGCCCUGCUGGCACGAAGACGGAAAGCGGCAAGCCAGUCAGAGAAAGAUGGAGACUGCCAAAACGAUGAUGCAAAUUCCUCUCCGAUGUCUAGAGGACAGAAUGCAGAUGGUGCAAAGAAGCCGUGGGAUCGAGCCAACUCUGCAGAGAGAUCAUCACUGGUAUCAAAAGUUCGACCCGUGGGCAGUAGCACUGACACAGACGCCUUAGACUUGGACAGAAUGAAACAAGAAAUCCUGGAAGAAGUCGUUCGUGAAUUGCACAAGGUGAAAGAUGAAAUCAUUGAUGCCAUUCGACAUGAACUUAGUAGAAUUAGCACGACAUAAUCUCCCAGCCUCAUGUGACCCCUCUUUCAUGAGCCCUGACCCCUGGCAAGAACUGCUGUAGCUGAAGAGGGGAUGACACCCAGCAACGUUACCACCAUGUUAAAGCAAAUGGAUCAGUUUGCUCUAAUAUGGAGUCUACAUUGUGGUCCCCCUCAGAUAUAAAAACGGAUGGAAGACACUUGCACUGACUUCUGUUUUCUGGUUUAAAUUUAUAUUUAGCAGUGACAUUUUCAAGCCUUCAAUGUCUUUAUAGGAAUUUGUUCGAGAUUUUUUUCCUUUUUUUGAAUUUAUUAUUAUUAUUAUUAUUAUUAUUAUUAUUGGUGGUGGUGGUGGUAGCAGUGUUUCGGUGGUAGUAUGCAAAUAGGCAUUUAGUAAUUUAAUAAUAAUAAUAAUAAUAAUAAUCUGAACAUUGCCCAUGUACACAUGUCAGCAUUUUGUAUUGUCUGACUUUUAUUUUCCUCUGCUUGUAUUAAAAAUUUGUUUCUCACCAUGAUUUUGUAAAAAAAAAAAAUUUUUAAAAGUCCUUUUGGCAACACAGAUGUGUAAACACUGACAGGAAGGUAGACCAUGACACUGGGGGACAGGAGACAAACUUUCUUUUUUGGAUAUUGCGAAAAAAAAAACACAUCACUACAUCAGAGUAUUUGUGAUCAUGUUGUUAAUAAAAAUGU